Molecule: messenger RNA, 1302 nt
Organism: Larimichthys crocea (large yellow croaker)
Lineage: Eukaryota; Metazoa; Chordata; Actinopteri; Sciaenidae
Product: oocyte zinc finger protein XlCOF8.4
Exons: 2
Coding region: 82-1125 (347 amino acids)
Biological process (GO): regulation of transcription by RNA polymerase II
Molecular function (GO): RNA polymerase II cis-regulatory region sequence-specific DNA binding; DNA-binding transcription factor activity, RNA polymerase II-specific
Source: RefSeq, a predicted model, not a curated record
UGUGGAUGUAAACAGAAGGACGUUCCUCCGCUCAGUGUGUGUGUGUGUGUGCGUUCCUCCUCUGGAGACGGCACCGGGAACAUGACCAAACUGGAGCUGCUCAACGUGUUUCUCAACGACAGGCUGACGGCGGCCGCGGAGGAGAUCUUUCGCGCCGUUAAAGACACGGUGGUGGAGUACGAGAGCGAGCUCGUGCGCUCCAAAGAGGAGAACGAGCGGCUCAAACGGCUGCUCAAUGUGGCGGUGCAACGGCUGCUGCUGCAGCCAGGUGAGGAGACGCUGCAGCCAGGUGAGGAGACGCUGCAGCCAGACCCUCCCUCUGUCCAGCCCCAAGAAGAUGUCCAGCCCUGUGAGUCUGAGUGGAGAGGCAGUGUGGAGCUGCUGCCGCAGAUUAAAGAAGAACCCAAACUCAGAACCAUUCAAACAGACUGUUCACAAGAAGCAAGAGACUCAGAGGAAGGAACCUGCAGUCAUGUGGAGCCACUGCAGAGGCCACAUCCUCCACCAGCCCAGUCUGUGUGCAGCAGACAGAGUGUCUCCCCAUCUCCGCUGUCCUCUCAGGAGAUUAAAGCAGAGAGUAACAGAGAGGAGAGCAGGAAACAGCAGCCAGCCAACAGUUUACCGUCCUCUAUGACUGUUUAUUCAAACUGCAGAGCAGCUCAGAGCAGUUUUAGUGGUAACACUGCAAAGAGUCACCGGACACAGAAAUCAGAGCAGCAGGUCAAGGGGUUACUCCGCUCGAAUGGGAAACAGAGCGCGCACAUACUGCAGAUCAAGAACGUGAGAUCCCUGAAGCCCCCUCCGCCUCGCUCCUCUCACCCGAGCCAGAGCAUCCAGAGGUGGCAUAGCUGUAAAGAGUGCGGGAAGGGAUUCAGCUUUGCGUGCCAGCUGGAGGUCCACAUGCGCUGGCACACCAAGGAGAAGCCGUACAGCUGUGCGGUGUGCCGAAAGAGCUUCACCACAGUCAGCAUGUUGAAGAGGCACCACCGCAUCCACACAGGGGAGAAGCCUUUCCGCUGCCACGUCUGCGGCAAAUGCUUCAACCAGUCGGCGCACCUAAACACCCACUUCAGGCUCCACACCAGGGAGAGGGCGAGCUGGAGCCGAGCGUCACACUCCAAGUGAACAAAGACUGACACUGAAACUCAGCUGAGCGUCUGUAAACUUGCUUUAAGGUUCGAACAGUGUACAAUAAUGGUGUUUGACUGUGCGUCUUUUCUCUUGUGCAAUAUAGUGUGGUACAUGAAGACUUCUGAUCCGUUGAACACUCUCAAAGGAAUUAAAAGAUCAUCUUGUCCAACA